This is a messenger RNA of Ochotona princeps (American pika), 7013 nucleotides long. RefSeq names its product zinc finger CCCH-type containing, antiviral 1 (gene ZC3HAV1). The record is from RefSeq and is a predicted model, not a curated record. Gene Ontology annotation, molecular function: NAD+ poly-ADP-ribosyltransferase activity. Lineage: Eukaryota; Metazoa; Chordata; Mammalia; Lagomorpha; Ochotonidae. The coding region runs from base 61 to 2979 and encodes 972 amino acids. The transcript is spliced from 13 exons.
CGAACGAGCUAGCUAAAAGAGCGAGCGCGCGAGCGAACGAGAGAGAGGAGAGCCGGCACCAUGGCGGAUCCCGGGGUGUGCUGCUACAUCACCAAAAUCCUGUGCGCUCACGGAGGCCGUCUGGCCCUGGAGAAGCUGCUGGAAGAGUCAGGACUCCCCGAGGCGCAGCUCGGCCAGGAGCUGGAGGCCGCCGGCCCCGACCGCUUCGUGAUCCUGGAGACGGGCAGCAAGGACGGGGUCUCGCGGUCGGUGGUGGCCACCACAAAAGUCCGAGUCUGCCGGCGCAGGUUUUGCCAGAGGCCCUGCAACAACCUGCACCUCUGCAAGCUCAACCUGCUGGGUCGGUGCAACUAUGCGCAGUCGGAACGGAAUUUAUGCAAGUAUUCUCACGAUGUUCUCUCAGACGAGAACUUCAAAGUCCUGAAAAGUCAUGAGCUCUCGGGACUGAACCGUGAGGAGUUAGCGGUGCUCCUGGUCCAGAAUGACCCCUUUUUCCUGCCUGAGAUCUGCAAAACUUACAAGGGAGAGGGUCAGAAGCAGGUUUGUAACCAGAACAUGGGGUGUGAACGACUCCACAUCUGUGAAUACUUCACCCGUGGGGAAUGUUCUUACCUCAACUGCCUGAGGUCCCAUAACCUGAUGGACAGAAAGGUGCUGGCUGUCAUGAAGACACAUGGGCUGAGUCCAGAGACGGUUCUUAACAUCCAAGACAUCUGCAACAGCCAGCAUGCCCGGAGGAACGCCUCUGGCCCCAGAGCUCCUCCCUCGCAUCGAAGGCCGAGGGUGAGGACAGAUAGAAACAGAAGCAAGAGUAAAGACCGACACUUUCAUCUCGGCAACCAAGAGUUUGUUCCAUCUGCUUUAGCUCCUCAGAGGUCUUGCACAUCCAGUCCAGAUCCCAUCAGUUAUGAGUCUCCCUUGGAGGAUGAGCCUGUGGACAAACUCACACACAAGCUGGCCGAGCUGGAGAGCAAUACCCAUGCUGAGCCUUCCUCAGGCUUGGCCAAGCCUGCUGACCUUACAGGACAAGAAAAGGUGGCGGAUGGCCAGAGGUUCCCAGCUAAUGCCAGGAUGGACAACCUCCUGAAUGGGAAUCGCAGCAAUACCAACUCCAGUUCCACCUAUAUCCCUGAAGGCUCCAGGAACCCUGCAGCGACAAAUUGCAUGUUUUUGCCUGAUCUCGAGAACACCAAUGGCAAAAGUGGGAUGGCAGACAGCUCCCAUGUCCGUCUUGGUAAUGAUGCUAAUGCAGGGGCCCCAGAAACAGCUUCCUCAAGAUCUGCAAAUUGCAAAACAGUUAAGGAUGCUGAAAGAGAAAUGCUAUCAUGUAGGAUUCAAAAGGCCCCAGGAACUAGCCCCUGGGAUUCCCCGAGCACUGGGAAAGUGAGACAUGCCGGGGACCCAGGCAUGGGAUUUCUGUAUGAGGAAGACAGAGAAAAGAUAUUCCAGGCUAAGCAGUCUCUCUCCAGUCCAUCAAAUGUCUCUGUGAAGAUUACAGAUGAAACAGUUGAUGCGGCGAAAACUGUGGCCUCUGGUUUGGACAUAAAGAUGGCAGUCACUGUGGAAAAACAUGAGACAAGCUCUAGAGGUCAGAGCCCGAUAACCCAGGACACGGCCACUCCAACUUCUUCAGGCCACAGAGCUGCAGCCUCUGAGACAAGGGGUCAGAACUCUGCCCAGGUCUCUGUCAGCCAGCCCAAUGAAUUCACCAGGAGGACUCCAGGCUCUACCCGUACUUCCGAAUCUGAUGUCCCGAGUCCUGCAUCUUCCAAUAUGAAUGAUCACGGCUCAAAGCAGAUUUGUCUUAAGUAUUUGUAUAAUGGUUGUCGGCAAAAUAGCAGCUGCAAUCAAAUCCACUUCAACUUGCCUUACCGGUGGCAGUUGUUCAUUGCAAACAACUGGGUGGACUUCAAGGACAUGGAAAGGAUUGAGGAGGCUUAUUGUGAUCCCAAAGUUCAGAUCAUUUCUUUAGGAAAUCAUACCAUCAAUUUCCAGGAGAUGACCUGUGAUCGUACACUCAUGCGCCGUAUCAGCACUCCUUCAACCAUAACAGAUUCCUUUUUUUCCAUCUUUGCCACGAAAUGGAUUUGGUAUUGGAGAAGUGAAUCUAGCAAAUGGACUCCAUAUGGAGAACAGCACAACAACCAGCCCGCUUCAAGUGUCGACUCUUUGUACCUGGAGUCUGUGUUUCAGUCCUGCCCCAGGGGAGUUGUGCCAUUUCAGGCGGGUGUCCGAAGCUAUGAGCUCAGUUUCCAAGGGAUGAUUCAGACCAACAUUGUUUCCAAGACCCAAAGGGAGGUGGUGAGACGGCCGACCUUCGUGUCUGUGUGGGAGGUGGAGCAGAUGAGGAGGAUCCCAGGCUAUCAGCCCAGGUCGACCCAAGCAGAGCCUUUGCCCACAGCAGCUGUUCCUCAGCCAAACCUUGACUUACUGCCCCCAGAUGGAUACAAGUUGAUGGAGCUCAGGCCCUCUUGCCCAGAAUAUUUAGGGAUAAGUGGGCAUUUUAAAGUUUCUAUGAAAAAUUUCACCAUUGAAAAGAUACAGAAGAUCGAGAAUCAGAGACUCUUGCAAGCCUUCGAAAGGAAGAAGUCGAGAAUGACGAAUGACGACGAAAAACUCUUAUUUUAUGCAACAAGCCGUGUCUACAUGGAGUCUAUCUGUAGGAAUAAUUUUGACUGGACCCUGCAUGGACCCCAUGAAACUAAAUACGGAAGAGGAGGUUACUUUGCGAAAGAUGCCAUGUAUUCUCACAAAAAUUGCCUAGUUGAUACCAGAAACACCGUUAUGUUUGUAGCUCGAGUCCUCCCUGGCUUAUUCAUCGAAGGAAACAGGAUGUCCACGAGCCCUCCGCCGCAGUAUGACAGCUGUGUGGAUACGACCUUGAACCCUUCUGUGUUUGUCAUCUUUCAGAAGGAUCAGGUUCUCCCAGCAUAUGUGAUUGAGUACAGUGAAACAGACAAAGCCUGUGUGAUCAGUUAGAAAUGAGGGCUACACCAGUGUAAAGAUUGUCAUAACCACUGUGUUCAUUUGUACAACCAAAGUGCCCCAGGUAAUAGUGAAUAUGUACAUGUUCUGACCCUACCUAGCUACAAUUCUGAUACCCAGGUCGCACCCUAAUACCAGUGAACUGGUUCUGGAGUUGAGAACCAGGCAGUAGUAUUCCUGAAAGCGCUCCUGCGAAUUGCAACAUUUGUAUUGUCCUAGACGCAGUUGUUAAAGGCCGACUCCUCAGUUUCCUGUGAUUGCAGAAACUUCUCUCCCGCCUACUCUUAGCUUAUGUGUGAUAUCACUUUGGGUUAAUUUCAAGAAAAUUACUUUGGGAAAUUGGACAGGAAUUGAAUCAUACCAUCUGAAAUAAGGAUAUGAGGCUUUACAUUGCUGGAUGGAACAUUGGGAAAAUCUGAGGGCAAAAAGUGCUUAGGGACAGGCUGAGGAAAACAGGAGGGAGUAUAAAUGCUUUUGCGUAUUGUAGUACUCUGUGAUGAGACUGAUUAAGAUCUGCAUUUCUUUAUCUCAACAUUUAGGACAGACUUCUUCCAAGCAGAGUCUUCUGGCAAUAUAAUCAUAAGCAAUACCAAAUAUAGCUCAGCUAGAAGUACCCAACUGUGUGAAUUGCCCGUUAGGGCCUUUUGUAUAAUUGAGGAAAAGUAGAUAAGACAUUUAUAUUGUGUAGUGCAUGGAUUACAGAGAAUGCUCCUCACUGCCACCCACCCCUGCUCCCCCCAGGUCAGGUUGUCAUGAAAGUGUGUCUGGUUUGGGGGGUGGGGGUGGGAGAGGAGACCGUGUUGCAGAAAUAAGACUGAAACAAGCACAGCUGACAAACCUAAGUGCUGUUGUCAUUGUGCACAGUUGAAAUUAGAGCAGGGCCAUCCCUCCUGACAUCUAGGCCUUUUAACAAAGCGGGAUUUGUGCCCUGGUGUGUACAGAGGACAGUGUCCCAAACAAGUCAUGUCCCUGCCAGGGGCUUCUUUUAGAAAUGCAAUACACCUAUGGAAUUGUACAAUACAGUGAGGUUUUAUAUUAGUUAAGGUACCUGGAACCAACAUUUCCUUCCUUCCUAUGAAUCAAGUUUUUCCUUCCAAUUUUUUUUUCAACAUUCCAUACCAGUUGCCAACGUUUUCUAGUAUAGUUGCUUCCCACAGACGCGUAUAUGUCAUAAGCCAUGAGAGUUGAUUUUCUGUUACAUUUUUUUAUCAAUACAAAGAAGGUUACAAUUUAAAGGGCUCUAGUAGCAAUAGUGUAGAGUUUUUUUUUUUUUUCUUUUAAAAGUAAGGUUAUCUUCUGGAAGAUUUGCACAGCGGUUAUCUCAUUCACCUACUUUGUUUUGACAUGAUCAUUUCUUGAGCUUGACUUUCAGAUUGUAGAAGUGCAGUUUAUCCAGCUGGUUCUAACUGCCCUAUAGACGCCUCUCGUUGCCUAUUUUACAGGUAUCUCAGCCUCCACACAUGUGUGGAACUGUCCGUCGCCCCUGUGUUCUCUCUAAGACUAAACGGCGUCCCUAGCCCUCUGCCCAGCUGAACGCACAAAUCACCCUUGAAUCCCUGCCCUAUUCUAGCUCCACAUGUAAGCAGUUCCCUAGUCCAGUUUUAUUUCUUACAUAUCUCUUUGUCCAAGUUUCCUCAGCUUAGCAACCGCAGUGGUCAUCUUUUCAAAAAAACGUAGUUAAUAAUGUUCCUUGGAAAUGAAUCUGAUCAUACCUGUAGGGUAAAGUUCAAAACCAUUUUCACAGCCCUUUAGGAUUGCUCCCUCCCCUGCCCUGUCAUUUAUUUUCUAUGCAGACCACUGUGGCUUUCUUUCAGUUCUUGGUGUCUUUUUUUCCCCCCAGUGGUUCUUAGCACUUCUGGCUUUGUUUUCCUUGAAGUGCAAUUCUGAGCAAAUAUACUUGCACACAGUACUAGAAGUAAGUGAAAAAUUAACCAACUGUUGUAUUUGCUGUUAACCUAAACAGCAAAUACAAGGUUCUUCAUCUGGUUAUACUGACAGCCUGAAGUAGUCAGAUGCUUCUACCCACUUACGAGUCAUUUUGAACAUAAAAGAAGGCAGAAGCUAUUUUGUACAUAGAAGCCUGGGAAGGUGAAAUAGCAGGGCUAUGAGUGGGGACAUAAGAAUGAAAACCAGUGAUGCAAUAACUAAUCUGCAUAUGGUAAGGCUUAUUUGCAUAUGAGAAAGAAUGCAGUAGCUUUCAUUGCAAUAGAGUUACUAUGCAAGAAGCUUUACAGAUUUUCGAAACGUGAAAUGUGGUCUUACAGAUGAGCUGUAGGUCAUACAAGGGUUCCUAAAAAAGUUUGCGGAGAAUAAGAUUAAAAGAUAAGUUUAUUUAGGUGCAAAAAGAUUUUGAAAUCAUGCAUAGGAGGGCUCUUCAAAAAGAUUGAUGAAAAAUUAACUUUUGUGGGGAGGGGGAAAGAAGGUAGAUUUUACAAAGAGAAGGAGAGACAUGAAUAUUUCCCAUCUGCUGGCUCACUCCCCAUAUGGCUGGAGCUGUGCCCAUCCAAAGCCAGGAGCCAGGAGCUUCUUCCAAGUCUCCCACAUGGGUGCAGGGUUCCAAGGUUCUGGGCCAUCCUCCACUGCUUUCUCAGGCCACAAGUGGAUGAAGGAUGAAAGUGGAGCAGUUGGGACAUGAACCAAUGCCCAUAUGGGAUCCCAGUGCUUGCCAAGGGGAGGAUUAGCCAUUUGAAUCCUGAAAAAUUAACAUUUUGAGAAAAUUAAGCAUGGGUUUCAAUUUUUUGUGCCAGAAUAAAUUAAUCUUUUAGUUUCAUAUUUUUCCAUGAACUUUUUGACGUGUUCUCAUACAUGAGUGUCUAGUGAGACACUCAACAUAUUCGUGUAGGGUUCAGGAUAAUUUCUUUUUGUGAGGAACUGUCCAGUGUAUUGCAAGAUGUUUAGCAUACGUGGCUCCCAUAUGGUAGAUGCCAGUAGCGCCGCCUCGCCAGCUGCCAAUCAUGGUAACAACCAAAACUCUUACCAUAUCUAUUCAUCCUUUCCAGAGUAGAUAUUAUGCAAUGUAUCUUUUUCCAGAGAUCAUCGAUAAAUAAUCCAGUCUAUAUAAUGCAUGAAUUUCUGCAAAGAUUCAAACAGUGCCCUGAAUCUAUUCUAAUGGGGAAAUAGAAAUAAAUUUGUAAUGAAAAUGAGUUUUAAUAUGUAAAUGCUCAGGCAUAACCACACUCUAAGACAUGAACUAUAUUUUUAAAAUUCUCACUUCUAAUGAAUAGGUUUGGAUUUAAGAGUUGCUGUGAGGUUAUUCCUGUAGAGGAAGGUGAAAGAUGAGAUGUACAGGUGACACUAGGAGGAAACCUGUAUCGGGGUACGUCAGAAUAGCUCAUAUUACCAUAUCUAUUCGUAAAAGCGAAAUCACCUUCAUUGAAAUAGUAAUAGGACAAGACAGACAGAUUACAGAUUGUCUCAGAGGAAAAACAAAUCCUGUUCCCUGAGAAUGAGCUGUAUGUCCUACAUCAAUGUCCAGAGGGACAUUAGAAGUUGUACAGGGUACAGAAACUCUGUCGUCGUAUGGGAUGAACUCAUAUACCGCAGGACUUGUGUCCCCGGCUGCGUCUACUUGGGGUUUGUGAUAGUAUUCAGUUGCCAUGAAACCAAGUACCGCCUAUUGCCUAUCGAUUGUCAAAAGCCUGCACUGAGAACCCCUGACAUUCCCAGAAUGAGCUCGACUGUUAACUUUCAUAGGAGCCCUUCCAUAGAAGAGGUCAGAUCUUUAAUCCCAGCCAGCAGUCUUUAGUGAUCCUUUUAACCUUGCUUUGUUCAUUUUUACUAACUUCAACCUGAAAUUGUUAACUUUCUGCAUCAGAAUGUAAGCUGGCAAAAGGCUCCCUCUGUUGUGUGAGAAUUGUUUGCUUUGCUCCAGCCGAUGCUCAGCCUAACUGGAAACUUGAUGGGCUAAUAUUGGAUAAUUUUUGUUGAAUCAAUAAGUGCAACUGUUUAUAAUUCAGUAGAGUUGUAUUGCUUCUUGAUUUUGUUUGCUUAAUUUUGACUAUCUAAUAAAAAGGAUAAAUAAUUCUAUU